ACGCCAGAAGGGCAGCAGCGUCAGUGCUGCGUCGGCGACAGAGUUUGCAUCCAGUUUGAGCGUGAAGGUUGUAGAUUUCGAGGAGUCCUAGUCCCUCGCCACGCUAAGUGGGUCAGAAGUAUUCGGAAAACUAAACAAAACCACGCGCAACGAGCGGCUAAAACUUCAAGUGAAAAACACGCACGCCAAAGUAAUAGAACGAACAAUGGACGCGCAAAUUUUGAAAUAAGAAAAGAAACAUUUUUAUUUGAUGUCUUGUAUACGGCUACACGAGGGUAUUUCAAAGCGUAGUCGACCCAACUGAAAUUUAGGAACAGCAAUUAAAUUCGGGAAGAGUGUACUUAAAUAAUUGUCGGCUUGAGCACGAUACACGUUUUUCAACGAUAUCGAUAGCAUCGAUAUCCUGUUUUCUGUGUUGGAUCUGAGAAAGUGAAGCAAUAUUUCGAAUGUAUCUUUUAGUCGGAAAAAGGAAUACAUGAAUGUCGGAGCGAAUGAAUGUGCACGGGCAAGCGAAUUACGCAUAAGAUCUCUGGGUGACUCGGUCGAAAAACGACAGAAUCUCGCAUAACACAAAAUCGCAAAGAAUACCACUGAAAAAUCGCGAAUAAGAAUCAAUAUUCUUUCCCGAAUCGAAUCAAAACUAAUUGACAAACAAUCUGGGAAUCAGCGACGAGUCAAAUUCGGUUUUGUCGUGUCGGUUGUGUCGGGCCGGAGACGGAGACCCAUUGAAGGUGUGCAGUUCCGUUCCACAGCGGCUUGCAUGAGGCUGCUGAAAAAGCGUGAAAGUGUCACAAAUCGACAGCAAAGGGCCACGCCUGAAACUGCACCUACGACUACGCUUGUGUUAGAAAAGUGAUCUCAAACAAUCUUAUGAUGGAACUCUUGUCAAACAAUUCGGUUCCGCAACAAAUGGCUAGCAGCAAUACGGCCAGCGCCAACGGAGUUGCCUCCUCGACUGUCAAUGGCAGCGGCAGUGUAAGCAGCAACGCCAGCAACUCCUCCGAGCGCCUCCUGGCAGGCAUACUGGAGUCCUUCCCCGCCUGGGACCUCAAUGUCGGACUGCUGCCCAAUGUGGGACAGAGCUCCCCACCACGCACGGACUUCUUUAUCAAUAACUUUCUUGGCGGACUGGACACACAUGGCGACUUCAGCAUCGGACCCAUUGGAAGCGGGCCGCGCAGCAACCCAAAGAUGUCUCCAGAGUCUUCCAACAACUCGAGCAUCAGCUGCGGCUGGUGCGAGGUGAGCGCCUCCAUACGCUGCCUCGAGUGCAACGAGUUCAUGUGCAACGACUGCCUGAGGGAGCACCGCAACAGUCCGCUCUCCUCGAACCACUCGAUCGUGUCGCUGCCGACGCCCAUCGGGGCCUCGCCCACAGGCGGCAGCUCGACCCACGCCCACACGCCGCCCAGCUCCAACUUCAUCUGCGACAUUCACAACGAGAUGCUGCGCUACGUGUGCGACUACUGCCGCAAGCUGGUGUGCCAGUGCUGCACUCUGCACGAGCACAAGGAGCACAGCUACGCAUCCAUUCAGAGUUUCAUGGUCGGCUCCAAGGAGAAGCUGGAGGGCGCCAUCGAAAGCAGCCAAGUGGGGACGCGCUGCAUCAAGAGCAGCAUUGACAAGGCCCUGGCAUUCAUCCGUCUCAUCGAACGCAACUGCAGCGAACUGAGCGACAACAUACGGAAGGCCUUCCGUCAGUUCAUCAUUGCCAUCGAGGACCGCGAGCGCUUUCUGCUCGACUUUGUGGAGAAGCUGCGAUUGCGCCGCCUGGCCAUUCUCCACGACCAGAUGGCGGGACUUAAGUCCGCUCUGGCCGGCCUUUCCGAGACCUCCGAUAUGCUCAGUAAAGUGGCGGACAACGCAUUGAGCAUGGACCAGAUAGAGAUCGCGAUGAAGCUCACCAACGGACAGCGCCAGAUGGAGCAGUUCGCCGGCAUCUACAAGGACCUGCAGCCCAAGCAGGAGGUCUUUGCCUUUGCGCCACCCGACUACAGUCUUCUGCAGGAUAUCCGAAACCAGGGAGGCGUCAUACUUGUCGACGAUAAGAACCUGCCCAUCGUCACAAGCACGAGCGGCAUCGUACCCAGCGUCUCCAAUGUGAAUGCCGUCACUGCCGCCUCCGUGGGAAUCGGAGGAGUCGGAGCUGGUGUUAGUGUAGGUGUCAAUCCAAUCGGUGUCGGUGGUGGUGUCGGUGUAGGUGUCGGUGUCGGUGGCGGUGUCGGUGUCGGUGGCGGUGUAGGUCCUGGCAAUGGAAUGGACUUGGCCUUUGGCAUCGGCAGCAUUGCCAACAAUCCCCUGAGCGUAGCAUCCUCGAACGUGCGUCGGCCAUUGCUGCGGGACAAUAGCUUCCGCAUACCGUCGCCCAUAAUGCAGCCCCGUGGCGGCAGCGCCUGCGGCAUGUCGAGCGCAGCCCUGGACUGGGAAUUGAACGGACUGCGAAGCUCCCCAGGCCUUCACUUCAGCGCCCCUCGGACGACGCAGGCGAUUCCUGGCUGUAUGGAUCUGGUGAAGGUGCGCAACUCCAAUUCGCUGUCGCUGUCGUUUGCCACCGAAGGCCACGAGGAUGGGCAGGUGAGCCGACCGUGGGGCCUGUGCGUAGACAAGAUGGGCCAUGUUUUGGUCUCGGAUCGGCGCAACAACCGUGUGCAGGUCUUCAAUCCAGACGGCUCGCUCAAGUUUAAGUUCGGUCGCAAGGGCGUGGGCAACGGGGAGUUCGAUCUGCCAGCCGGCAUCUGUGUGGACGUGGACAAUCGCAUCAUUGUGGUGGACAAAGACAACCAUCGCGUGCAGAUCUUCACGGCCAGCGGCGUCUUCCUGCUCAAGUUCGGCAGCUAUGGCAAGGAGUACGGCCAGUUCCAGUAUCCGUGGGAUGUGGCAGUAAACUCGCGUCGCCAGAUUGUGGUCACCGAUUCGCGCAACCAUCGCAUCCAGCAGUUCGAUUCCGAGGGACGUUUCAUACGCCAGAUUGUGUUCGACAACCAUGGCCAGACUAAGGGCAUCGCCUCGCCCCGCGGUGUCUGCUAUACGCCCACGGGGAACAUCAUUGUCUCCGACUUUGACAACCAUUGCCUCUAUCUAAUCGAUCCUGACAUUAACGACAUUCUGUCCGUGAAGGGACAUGAGGGCUCGGGCUUCCAUGAGUUCAAUAGGCCCUCGGGCCUGUGCUGUGACGACGAGGGCCGCAUUAUAGUGGCCGAUUCCAAGAAUCAACGCAUCCUGGUCUUCAAUCAAAAUCUUGACUUUAUGUGGGAUAUCGAAGUGCGACCCUCCAUCAAUCCGCUAAUGCCACCGACGCUGGACGAGAAGGAUCGAACCUGCGAUGUGGCCAUGAUGCCAGACGGCCGCAUCGUAUUCCUCAUAGAACUGUCGCCAGACUCCAAAGAAGGGUCUAACCCUUACAAGCGGUUUGUGCACGUAUUCUAAAUAAGCUUAUAGCCGACAACUGGACUGGGAGGGGAAUACGAAUACCAAUCUUUUUUUUAGACCAUUUACAAGAGCUAAACGUUAGCGUAAUAGACAUCCAAUCCAAAAAGAAAAAAACAAAAACAAAACAAAGAACGAAACACUAAAAAACAAAAAGAGAAAAUCAGAAUUGAGAGCAUGGAAAAUUAGAAAAAAUUUUUAGCAUAAGUGCUACAACGAUUACCUCGAUAAUGCUUAAGAGUUAUGGUUACGAUUUGGUAAUUUACAAUACAAUACGAAUUACACAUAUGUAUACCGUACCGAUACAGAUACAGAGGCAGAUAUCUAUACAUCUGUAAAUAUCUGUAUGCGAAUAUGUAUCUAGCGAAUAUACAAAAGCCCAACCCAACACAACCAAUUAGGUCUAAAGCGAAAACCAACAGCAACAGCAGCAGCAAAAACAAAAGCAGUUGGUUAGGGGACAUAGGAGAUAUAUACAUAUACAACAUUAAUUGGUGAAGGAUCCGCGGGGUUAGUAAAAGACGAAAGCAGAGCAGAGCAGAGCAGGACACAACAAUAAGAAUUACUAGAUGAAAAUAUUACUACCUGUUAAUUAGACUGAAAAGCAGUUUUCUAGCCGGAGGAGCAAAGGAAUGGAGUGGAAUGGAAAACUCUUCCAUUAGCGGGGAAGUGCGUUUUAUGGGGGGUUGCUUAGCUGAAAGAACUACUAAAUAAGAUUUUUGUUUCUACAAGAGUUACUACAAAAUAAUUUUCAGACGAAUUGUUUGGCAUGGUAUUAAUGUUUGUAUUAUUAUCUUAAUUCGUUUAGUUCCGUUUAGAGAUAUUUUUUUCAUUUAUACAUACAUACAUAGGUUUUUAAAAUAUUUUUUUGAUUAUUUUACUAAUAAUUUCUUAUAAUUGAGACUGAGCAAGUGAGUACACGAAACUUUGUAAAAGGAAACAAAGCAAAACAAAACAAAAGAAAUCGAAACGAAAGUAAAGAAAAGGAAAGAAAAGAAACACAAGAACAAAUAUUAAGGAAACCCGCUGACUUUUGGUUGAACUUUUAACAAAGACUGAUUAACUAAACCGCAAUUUCGGAGCCAACUGAAGAACCAUAUAUGGUGAGGCCAAAAACAAGUGAAAUGAAAAUCACAAAAACACACAGACAAAUUGCAAUGACAUUGAUAACGUAAAGUAACUUAACUUAGCAUAACACUCAUACUUACAUACAACAUAUACAUAUACAUAUAGAUAUAUAUAAUAUAUAUAUAUAUAUUAUAUAUAGAGAGAUCCACAUACAGUCACGGUCGCAUCAUGAAUCAUUAUAGGCAUAGCUAAACCGAGUUUAACUGACAUUCACCUACAUUCAUUUCAUCCUAUAUUCAUCGCAGGGAUUUCGGAUUGUAAUGGAUUGUAAUGAUUCCCCCCACAGGGUACUCACAGCAGCAGCAGCAGCAGAAGCAUCAGCAGAGCGUGCUGAUAGAAGAGGGGUUAGCUAAAGGAAUGAUGAUAAAACAAGAGGGGAGGGGUUGGUCGCGAAAACAAACAAAGGAAACAAAAACGAAAAAAAUUAUCAUAAUUUUUGACUCAAUGUGUUCAUUAGCAUUUAGUAGAUUUAGCGUGACGUAGGGCAGGCAUAUGAAAAAUCCAGAGCAAUAUAUGGGCGUAUUGAAUACACAUUUAGGUGACAUGUUCCUCGCAAACAAAACAUAACAAGAAAACAAGUAAAAUGAUACUUAAUGAAAGCUUAAGAAAAGGGCAGCCAGAACAGAAGGUAAAUGCAUGGAUUAGCUGAAUUUUGUGUCGAAGAGAGGUGAGAUGAUUUUAAUAGCAAAUAUAUAGUACACACAUAGAACCGACUAGAACCGAUCCUGGGUGGGCCUGGAUCUAUACCCGGCACCGCACCUGGCAUUAGUUGCAAUGCGUGAUUAGAAAGGCGCUUAAAAUGUAUUAGCCAACUUAGUUACUUAGUUUAUUUUUAUGUUAUAUUCUAUUAUAUGUAUUUGUGUUUCAACCCGGAUUCAGAACCUGAUCAAACCAGAGCGAAAGAGAGAGACAGAGAGCGAGAGAGAGAGAGUGAAAGAGAUAGUACCAGAAUGUGUGCAAGGGAGAGAUAUAUAGCUAACACUCCUUCCACGUAUAAAGCAACAUUGCAUAAAAUGCGCAAAAAAAAAAAACAAGCAAGAGAAACCCCUUAAACAAAAAUAUUUAAAAAAAUCCCUAAAAAUACACUUAAAAUAUAAAAAUGAUGCAAAAAUGCCACACUUGCUCUACGAGAGCACAGGCAACAAAAACAUAUACUUAUACAAUAUUUAUACAUAUACAAUACAUAUAUACACGACAGAACAAAGGGAAACCUAUUAUAUAGAGCUAUAUAGAAUAGAAAUCGUAAUUAUUUUACACCUUAGCUUAGGCAGCCCUCUCGAUCCUCGGUCCUCGAGCCUCGAACCUCGAGCCCCACACGAAAUUGCCAUAACAUUACAUGACACAACCUCACCUCAUUUUAUUCAAUCGUACAUACCUUGACGCGCCGUUCAUUUCUUGUGAUCCAGAUCGAAUCAUUCAAACCACUCACACCACAAACAACAACUCACGCCAGACCACACCUACAUAUGUACAUAGAUAUAUGUAUAUAGUAUAUAUAUCAUAUAUACAUACCAUGCAUAUAGUAUAGCGUCUAGCGAGACGUUUGAGAAUGCCAUAUUUUAUACUAUUUGUGUGAGGUUUACUAAAACAAAUACUAAAGAACAAAUACUUAUAUCAUUACAAAUGAGCGCCGUUUUCUAAAAGCCACAGUUUAGAAAUUGUGUAAAAAAAAAGAAUUGCACUAAACAAGAAAAAAAAACAAACGAACCGAGUACGGAAUCCAAUUAUUGAGAUGUAAGAAAAUACAGAAUGCCAUAAUUUAAAAUAAAAAGCAUUUAAACAUAUACUAUACAUAUAUACUAUAGAUCUAUAGAGUACAGUACUAAAGUAUGUUAAACAGAACACGAUGGGAAUACUAAAAGUCAUGAGAAUACUGAACAAUUUGCCAAAGGCUUAAGAAUCAAAACGAAAGAGCGUAACAAAUAAUACAUACAUACAUAAAGACACUAUACACUAACACACAUACACAUACAUACACAAAACAAGAGCCUACGCAUAAAUAGUUAAUUAAAAUUUUUAAAACAUAAAUACAUACCAUACCAUACCAAAAAUACUACAUUAAACUUGCAAUCAGGUAUUUUUUUCAAAUAAACGCCAUAUUCCAAAAAAAAAAAAAACAAACAAAAAAACAAGUUGCCCAACCAACAACAACACCUUAAGCAAAACGAAAUUGCUCAUAUACACGUAGCUAUAGCUAACUAAAGUAUAGUACAUGUAUACUAUACUAAAAACGAAUCCAAAACUUAAAUCAGGUAUUCAAAUUUUUUGGUAUUACGUACAUAUUUAGCAAUUAAGAACAGCGAAACUCAAAACAAUUGACUUAAUGACUAAAGAUCCUUCGAGAUGUGCGGCCAAGCAAAACACCGCUGAGCUGAACUGAACGAUUUCCAAAAACAACAAAAAAACAAAAAACAAAAGUAAUGAGGUGCACAAAAGAAGAAUAAGAAGCAGACGAAUUCAAAACGAAAACAUAUUUAUAAAGAAACUUUUUAUAACAAAUCGAUUGAGAAAUCGAUGCUAAAGCAACAAGAAAUAAACUCUUAUAUCAAAAUACAAUUUUGAGUCAAAUUUUUUAAUGACAAUGCAAUUCUCGGUUAGCGCAGAGAAAUGAUUUCAUAACUAUAGAAAGAUCUAUACAUACUUAUACUAAAUACAAUACAUACAUAUACAUAAAUAUCGUAUAUCGUACAUGCGUGCAUACAUACAUAUAUUUUGUCAAGAUCAUUUAGCAAUUAAGUUUGUAACAAACUUCGAACAUGCAACAA
Molecule: messenger RNA, 7319 nt
Organism: Drosophila pseudoobscura
Lineage: Eukaryota; Metazoa; Arthropoda; Insecta; Diptera; Drosophilidae
Gene: wech
Product: tripartite motif containing 71 protein wech
Exons: 6
Coding region: 871-3426 (851 amino acids)
Biological process (GO): proteasome-mediated ubiquitin-dependent protein catabolic process; protein polyubiquitination
Molecular function (GO): protein binding; ubiquitin protein ligase activity; zinc ion binding
Source: RefSeq, a predicted model, not a curated record